Messenger RNA from Miniopterus natalensis, 3108 nucleotides. It is a transcript of the gene GADL1, whose product is annotated as GAD like acidic amino acid decarboxylase 1. Lineage: Eukaryota; Metazoa; Chordata; Mammalia; Chiroptera; Miniopteridae. The record is from RefSeq and is a predicted model, not a curated record. Gene Ontology annotation, biological process: carboxylic acid metabolic process. Gene Ontology annotation, molecular function: carboxy-lyase activity; pyridoxal phosphate binding. Gene Ontology annotation, cellular component: cytoplasm.
AUGUUUGAAAGGUGUGAGAGAGAUACUGGUCAACAAGAGAUGGUUCCAACUAAGAAGAGCGCUGUUCUGGUGGAUGGGGUCAUACUAAAUGGCCCCACAACAGAUGCAAGAGCAGGAGAAAAAUUUGUUGAAGAGGCCUGUAGGCUGAUAAUGGAAGAGGUGGUUUUGAAGGCUACAGAUGUCAAUGAGAAGGUUUGUGAAUGGCAGCCUCCUGAGCGACUGAAACAACUUCUUGAUUUGGAGAUGCGAGACACCGGAGAGCCGCACCAUAGGCUGCUGGAGCUCUGCCAGGACGUCAUACGCUUCAGUGUCAAAACCAACCACCCGAGAUUUUUCAACCAGCUGUAUGCUGGCCUUGAUUAUUACUCCUUGGGGGCCCGAUUUAUGACGGAAGCGUUAAAUCCAAGUGUUUAUACGUAUGAGGUGUCCCCAGUGUUUCUGUUAGUGGAAGAAGCGGUUCUGAAGAAAAUGAUUGAAUUUAUUGGCUGGAAAGAAGGGGAUGGAAUAUUUAACCCAGGUGGUUCAGUGUCCAAUAUGUACGCCAUGAAUUUAGCCAGAUACAAAUAUUGUCCUGAUAUUAAGGAAAAGGGGCUGUCCGGGUUGCCAAGAUUAAUCCUUUUCACAUCUGCAGAGUGUCAUUACUCCAUGAAGAAGGCAGCCUCCUUUCUUGGGAUUGGUACAGAGAAUAUUUGCUUUGUGGAAACAGAUGGAAGAGGUAAGAUGAUACCUGAGGAACUGGAGAAGCAAAUCGUGCAAGCCCGAAAAAAGGGAGCAGCACCAUUUCUGGUCUGUGCCACCUCGGGCACAACUGUGUUGGGCGCGUUUGACCCUCUGGAUGAAAUAGCGGAUGUCUGUGAGAGGCACGGCCUCUGGCUUCACGUGGAUGCUUCUUGGGGUGGCUCAGCUUUGAUGUCAAGGAAGCACCGCAGGCUUCUGCAGGGCAUCCACAGAGCUGAUUCUGUGGCCUGGAACCCCCACAAGAUGCUGAUGGCAGGAAUUCAGUGCUGCGCUCUCCUUGUGAAAGACAAAUCCGAUCUUCUUAAGAAGUGCUACUCUGCCAAGGCAUCUUACCUCUUCCAGCAGGACAAAUUCUAUGAUGUCAGCUAUGACACAGGAGACAAGUCUAUCCAAUGUAGCAGGAGAGCAGAUGCAUUCAAGUUCUGGAUGAGUUGGAAGGCCCUGGGCACAUUAGGCCUUGAAGAGAGAGUUAACCGGGCUCUUGCUUUAUCCAGGUACCUCGUGGAAGAAAUCAAGAAAAGAAAAGGGUUCAGGUUACUGAUGGAACCUGAAUAUGCCAAUAUUUGUUUUUGGUACAUUCCACCAAGCCUCAGAGAGAUGAAGGAAGGACCUGAGUUCUGGGAAAAACUUAAUUUGGUGGCCCCAGCCAUCAAGGAGAAAAUGAUGAAGAAGGGAAGCCUGAUGCUGGGCUACCAGCCCCACCGGGGGAAGGUCAACUUCUUCCGCCAGGUGGUGAUCAGCCCUCAAGUGAGCCGGGAAGACAUGGACUUCCUCCUGGAUGAGAUAGACCUCCUGGGCAGAGACAUGUAGCUGUGGCUUUUGGUCCCCCAGAGGCACGGGUUCUGUCCCUGGGAGGGUUACAGAUCCAGGGUGUCUGGGGACACAUAGGCGAUUACAGCCUUUCUGAUGAGAAAUAGGAAACAUACCCCAUCCAGUCCCAGCAAAACCAAAAUGCUAAGUGAAUAGUGUUCAGGACUCUAGCUGCCUGGGCACUACUGUAGCUAUAAAAGAGGAAAUGAAAAAUGGAUUUUCUCAAGGAUUGUCCCUGGGACAAAGAAUCAUAGAGGGUUUAGAAAGUACCAUGUGGUGCCUGGAAUCUAAGCGUUCGUUGCUCUUUAGAGAACUUAUAAAUUAAUACUUUAAAGCUGAGGUUCUCUAGACAAGCAGCAUGAGCAUCACCUGAGGACUUGUUUAAAAUGCAGAUUCUUAGCCCUGCCUCAGACCUACUGAAUCUGAGACUCUAGCAGUAGAGCCCAGUCUUCCUGCUGGAUUUGAAGGAAAGGAACCUUCCCCAUGGUUCUGAGACAAGGUAAGAUCUGAGAAUCAGCGGUUUAGUGAAACCUUGUAAUGACUGAAGAAUCGUUUUGAUGUUUUGCCAGCAAAGGAAUAUCUAAUAUUUCAGUGGUCCCUGAGCCAGUCUUUGAAAAUAGAGCUGUGGCAUCGAUAGCACAAAUGUUUAGCUGCAUCAGAAGUAUAUCAAAGCUAUUUUUUAAAAGAGAGACUAUAUAAGAUGCUUACUUUAUAAAGAUGUAUCUUUUAUGCAGGCUGAAUGUUUAUUCUCAAAAGUUGAAAUGAACUGUUAUCUAUUCUAAAUUACUUAGAGGUAAGGAAAAAAGACAAACACUUUGUAGCAUGGCCCUUUAAAUCAAAGCAAUAGUCCUAAUUCGCUUCUGAAAGUCAUUGCACUGUUAGUUUGGCAUGGACAUUAGAUAUAUAUGUCUCUAACUAUGUACCUCGUUUAGCUUGAGGGGCCCAUUUCUUAGCUUGCUCUCGGCUUGUAGGAUAAACCAGAAUGCAGUCCACGGCGAUACAUUCCCUUUCUCAAGCUUUGAAAUGUCAGUGUAGACUAUUAAGUGGUUUAUAUCGAGCAGAGAAUCUGGGAAUUAGAGGCCUUUCAGUGCAAACACUGCCUCCAUUUGCCCACUGGGAGUAGGUGACGGUAGUUCUGCCCCUUAUCCUGCCCCUAGAUUUCUUGGAUAAUCUUAUUUGACUAAGAAAUAAGCAAAAUCAGAGGUGCGGUUGCGGAGUUCCACUAGGUAAAAUUAUGAAUCUAACUGGAGCGUCAAUUUGGAAGGCAAAUGAUUGGAGAGUGGUCAAGUGUUAGACUUAGCACAUUCAAUAGCCCUUUGGUACUCCAUUGUGUCUUUUAAAUUUUGAAAAUCAAAUAUGUACUCUUUGCUUUUAUUCCAUAUUUUCAUUUGAGGGUGUGUGGUUUCUUAAUAUCUCCACUGGUCAAAGAAUUACUUCAGUUUCUGGUGUUAGGUAUUUGUGUGUGCACGUAUGUUUUGCAUUUCUCGUUGCCUUUUGUUUUAGUCUCUUUAUAACGUGUUGCUGAAAUUGAUGUUUGCGAUAAUUUGGGUUUCAUGAAAU